Molecule: messenger RNA, 333 nt
Organism: Oikopleura dioica
Lineage: Eukaryota; Metazoa; Chordata; Appendicularia; Copelata; Oikopleuridae
Source: the annotation of a GenBank genome assembly
AUGAGAGAACUCGAUUCCGAGCGCCCCUUGACCCCGUGGGAGCGAAAGAUCAUAGACGCAAUCAAAAACGAAAAUCUUCGCUCAGUUUCCGACCUAUUCAUCCUUAUCAAAGCUGAAGUAGAAUUCAACAAGGAUGUCGAGCUAGCAACACAAAUGAUGGCCAAGAUGAAAAUAAACAACGAAGGAAUGGAAUGGGAAAUGACCGCGAAAAUGGAUGUAGAUACCGAGAACGAGGAAAUGGAAAUCGACAGCGUGAACAAGGAAAUGGAAGUCGACAGCGUGGAUGAAGAGAUGGAAUGUGAUGGUGACCAGAUCGACAUGAUGGAAGAGUAG